This is a messenger RNA of Micropterus salmoides (largemouth bass), 2692 nucleotides long. RefSeq names its product prostaglandin E receptor 4 (subtype EP4) b (gene ptger4b). Lineage: Eukaryota; Metazoa; Chordata; Actinopteri; Centrarchiformes; Centrarchidae. The transcript is spliced from 2 exons. The record is from RefSeq and is a predicted model, not a curated record. Bases 328 to 1674 code for a protein of 448 amino acids. Gene Ontology annotation, molecular function: prostaglandin E receptor activity. Gene Ontology annotation, cellular component: plasma membrane. Gene Ontology annotation, biological process: negative regulation of inflammatory response; positive regulation of cytosolic calcium ion concentration; inflammatory response.
GCAGAGGAGGAGCUGCCUUCAGUGGCCCCAGAAGAAACUUCCCUGUCAGUUGAGAGUGUGAGAACAACUUGGAGUGCAGCACGCAGUCAGUCUCGGAGCAUCGCUUGAAAACCCAAACCACUAGAGCACCCUAAGCAUCUUUAUCCUGUGGAUUGUUGGUUCAUCACAAAACUGGCGGAUUGUGGAGUUUCCAUUUUGUGCACAAAAGAUGGAUUUGCUGCUUGUUGGAGAACCUGGAGAUUGCUCAUUAAUGGAAAGUGUCACUAUUUCGGAAGUGAGAGGAGAACCUUUUCUUAGUGUGAAACAGUGAAAGACGACUCUGCAGGUAUGAACUCCACGGGAGACACAGAGAAGAGAUUUCCACCGCCCACCAUUCCGGUGAUUAUGUUUAUUUUCGGGGUGGUGGGAAACGUCAUUGCCAUAGUGGUUCUGAGAAUAUCACGGAAGGAACAAAAGGAGACUACUUUUUACACACUUGUAUGUGGCCUGGCGGUGACAGACCUCCUGGGCACCCUGCUGGCAAGCCCUGUCACCAUCGCAACCUACAUGAAGCGCUCCUGGCCGGGAGGUGAUCCGCUGUGCCAGUACUCCGGCUUCAUCCUCCUCUUUUUCUUCUUGGUCCAGCUCAGUAUUGUGUUUGCAAUGUCAGUGGAGAGAUACUUGGCAAUAAACCAUGCGUAUUUUUACAACGAGUACGUCAACCAAAAACUCGCCGCGCUGACUCUUUUGGGCAUUUACAUUUCCAACAUCGUGUUUUGCGCGCUGCCCGGCAUGGGGUUCGGCGAGGUGAAGCUCCAGGACUCGGGGACCUGGUGUUUCAUCGACUGGCAGACCAAUUACACAACAGUCGCGACUUUUAAUUUGAUGUACGCGGGCGUGAAUUCAGCCAUUGUGUUGGCCACUGUCAUAUGCAACGUGAUGGUGUGCGGGGCUCUGAUCCUGAUGCACAAGCGGUAUAUCCGCCGCACAUCUUUGGGCACAGACCAGCGGCGCAUCGCGGAGCUCAGGCGCAGACGGAGUUUCGGACGAUUAGCUGGCGCAGAGAUCCAGAUGGUGAUCCUGCUUAUAGCAACCUCCGCUGUGGUUCUCAUCUGCUCCAUACCUUUAGUGUGGAGGAUCUUUGUGAAUCAGCUGUACAGAAACCAGAAAGACCCUUUAGACCUGCUGGCAAUCCGCAUGGCCUCUGUCAACCCCAUCUUAGACCCUUGGAUCUACAUCCUGCUCAGAAAGACAGUGGUCCUCAAGCUGAUGGAGAAAAUCAAGUGUCUGUUCUGCAAAAUGGGCGGAAGGGGACGAAGGAACGGCGGGCAGUUCCACUGUGCCGACGGCCACUUCUCUUCCUCCAUCAUCUCCAGGGACUCACCCUCACUGGUUUCACGUGAGCUUCGGGAAAUGAUGAACACCUCCCAGACCUUCCUGUACCCAUCUGAGGGACACACCGGGAGGCUGGGGUCAUUUCAAGCGGGGACGCAGGGCGGCUCCAGGCCAUCGACUGUACAGACGUUACAGGACCCCCAGGAGGUCGAGGGGCCUCAGACGGGGCUUUCACAGAGUGAUUUAGAGGACACAGCGCCGGGCAGGCUAAUGAAAGAGCUUCCAUUGUGCCCAAAGGACCCUGCCCUACAUGUAACCUUCACAGAUGAGGCUGAAAACAUACAGGAGAAAUGUAUAUGACAGUCAGCGUGAUUUCGAAAAGCUGUCAUCACUGUAAUAAAAACGCCUCAGGACUGAAGAUAGGAACUAAUGAGAGCAAAAACGUGAUAAUGAGUAAUGGAAAAGCGUGAAGACUGAACUAUCAUCAUCAAUCUAUAGAUAUUUAGUGGAGAGCAAAUAAAAAGACAUUUGACAGAAAUUACGGAACUACAUAGCCAUUAUCAAUAUAUUACUCCUCAGUCAUAACUUAACACAAACACCAUAUCACAAAAUACACUUCAGUACAAUCACAACAGUUAUAUCAUCAAAACACAGAGAACAACAUGACGUAGAGGAGCUCCUGUGUUGCACUUUUUGAACUCUGAAACCACUUCUAGGCUGUUAGUAAUGCUUGUUUUGUAGCAUUGCACAAUGACUGUAAAGAAUUCAUGUUAAAAUGUGAAAAGUUAUGUGUUAUGUUAAUAGUUAUGUUAAUUUAUUAAGUAUGAAACUGUACGUUAUCAUCUUCUCUGUGAGAAGGUCCAGAUAGUUUGGAGCCAUUUUAAAUCGGUACAAGAUGAAUAUGUUCUCUCUCGUUUUUCUUUUCUUUUUUUUUUGUAUGUAGGAACAUUUGCAGACAAUUUGGUCAAACUGUUUGACAGAACAUCAAAGCUACAAUUCCCUACAUUUCAUAACAAACGGCAGCUAUACUAUUGGCUUUUCCACAAUACAGACACUGGAGGAUUUUAGGAGGCCUCCUAAAGUAAUGUGUUAAUAAAAAAACAUUAAUUUGCUUUUUAAGGAUUAAUCCAAUUACAUAUUAUUUGCAUCUAAAUGGGGAAUUAAGAAGGGGAAGGAGAACUGAAGACAUUAUUCAGUUCGUGUCUGAUGAGUUUAAAGGUUUUUGCCUUUUCUAACAAUGGAUUUCCUGGUGUAACACAGCAUUAAUGCUAUUGUUGCUAUAAAGGUUGAUAUAAAAACCAUUAUAUAUUUCAAGACUAAUGUUGUACCAACUGUGAAUAUGGUAAAUAUUCAUAUAAAUAAAGAACAUGCAUCACUC